GGACCUGGAGUUCUUCACAGCGCUCCUGUGUGCAGAUUUGCCAUGCACCUCUUGUCUAAACAUUCAGAGAUCACCAAUACCGUUGACUUGCUGCCAUUGCAUGUGUCACUGGCAAACCUGCAAGAGCAGACGCAGGAAGUGUCCUUGAUGUUGAGGCAUGUCUGGUGCCAUAGCUCAGCUCUGGCCAGCCCACAGUAUGAUGUCAGGCUCCUAGAGAAGCAGUUACUGCAGCAAUCAUUCUUUAAACUAAUGCAUGCUAUUCAAAGCUUGUUCCCUGCCAACCAUCAACCUGACUGGAGUGCAGCUUUGAAAGAUCUUCAGUCAACAGAUCAUUUCUCUGGACAGUCUUUUGGAGAGUUUCAGAAUAUUCUCACCAGCAAUCUUCAUAGUUUUCCCAGCCACAUCUCAGCUCUGUUGCCUAGAUGCCUGGAAGUUGUCCAUGAUGCAUUGCGUGAGACGAACCCUGACAGAUUGGUGCCUCUCGUAGGCCAUGGUCUUGUGUAUGUGGGACUGCUGCUGGCCCACUUCCUGUCCCCAAAGGGGCCCAUUGAUCCUGUGGAGAAAAAUCGGCUGAAACUAGGCCACAUUGAUAAAGAGCUUGAAGAACUGGAGGCGGAGCUGUCCACAUGGAACCAACACCUUCAGAUGAGAACAGGAAAGGGCAUCAGUGAGACACACACAGAUCACCUCCACCCAAGAGUACUGGCCCAGCUACAGAGGCAGGAGAAGCUGAAGGCUUCCAGAAGGAGGCUGGAGCAGUCCGCAGCUUACAGGCCAGACCAGAUACAGUACCUCCAGCUUUCCCAGGCUAUAAGUAGCUUUAUGGAGAACAGCUGCUCUGUGGGUAAAAUAUCAGACCUGGUGAGGAGGCUUGGCAUCAACGACUCGUCAUCCGGUCAUCAGGGAGAUGUGUCUCUGACCGCUGCUUUACAGGAGGAGCGGGUCUGGCAGGAUACCACGGAGAGGUUCAUCCGGCGCCUCGUAUCCACCUUUCAGUGCUACAUGGAUAUUGUGGUGCCGUUUUGUGUGGGUGUGCAGGAGAUGAAACUGGGUCUGCGAUUACUGGCACAGAAUGGUCACAAGUCAUUGAAGAUUAGGAAGCUUGGGUCCUAUCAGAACAUAACAUCAUUGGUUGGCACACUCUGCUCCUUCCCAACUAUCAACCAGGCAUUACCAGAUCUCUUAAGUUUAGCAAACCAGAUGUCGUCCAGCAGUGUCCAGGAUGCGGUUGUGUCUGUGCUACUGUCAUCUAGUGCUGGAGAUGAUGUCAGAGAGGAGAUGCGGGCAGCAAAGUCUAGAUUGUUGCUGUGUGCACUUCUGCUCCUGAAAGCCCACAGCUUUAUCAGCAGACAUUUGGACAGCAACUUUAUUGCAACCUUGUCUGGUAUCCUCCACCGGUUCACGUCUGCCUGGGCUGAGCAAGAGGAGCGAAGAAAGCAGAAGGAGGCAGAGGAAUCAGCUUUGUUCAAAUAUAAGGAGCAAAUACAUGGCGAUGAAAGAUCUGAAAAUGAGAAGGAAGAGGCAGAUUUCAGGGCAGCUUAUCCCUCUUUUGAACAGGACUUCCUGGAUGUGACUGGAGCUGUGCGACUGGAGGAUAUUGGGCUGGAGAAGGGGCAUGAACAACCUGCGGGCAGUUCCAGGGUGAACUCCCUUGAUGGCAUUUCUCCAAAGGAGAUGGCUCAGGUGUGCUCGGCUCACAGUGAAAUCCUGAUCACACUGGCUCAGGCCGAUUGGCUGGAAAGAAACCCCAGUGACAGUGUUGCUGAUGUAUUGACUCCUGCUCUCAUGUCGUAUCAGAUUGGUACCACAGUUGUCAGAACUGCUUUUGAUGUGUUAGAUCCAGAGACAGAUGGUCAGGUUUUGGGAUCACAUUUGUUGGUUGGAGGAUCUGUUCUUCAGUAUUUGGAACUUCAGAAUGGCAGUUCUGUGAUGCAGGAUGUCUUGAAGAAACCUUCUCGCAAGUCAUACAACAUCUAUUAUGAUGCCAACGUACCAGAGGUGAUGAAGUGCAAGGCCAUCAUAGACAGCUUGAGGAAGAGAGUCAAGCAGCUACAGGAAGAGUGGCCUGACCACCCAACCUUGGUGCUGUUAAACCAGAUCAUGGACCGCAUCCUGUCCUUCUCUGUGACCAGCCCUGUUGUGAAGUUUCUGACAGGCUUGGAACUGCUGCUGCAGAAGGCUCAGGAUUGGGAGAGCAAUGCAGCUUCCUAUGUUUCAAUGGCAAGCCAGCUGAGUGAGAUUACUUCCGUUAUCGUCAGCUGGAGAAAGCUGGAGUUGAGUUGCUGGAGCAGUGCUUUGGACAGAGAAGAGGAGAAGUGUAAAGAGAAGGCCAGCCACUGGUGGUUCCACCUCUUUCAGGUGACUUCAGCGUUUGUUACCGCUGGCCCCUUACCCGAGGGCAAGGAUACAGACAAGGCUGCCAUCCUUGAUUCCCUGAAACAGUUCAUGGAGAGUUCAACCAUGGGAGAGUACAGCUUCCGUCUGCAAAUGCUUCUGGCCUUUCACUGUCAGCUUCUCUACAUGGACAACAGCCCUGUUCAAAAACAAUUGGUUCACAUGCUGUGGAAUGUUUACCAGUUCUACAAGCAGUACGAGCCAUCCAUUGAAGCAGAGGUCAAACGGUUGAGGUCACCUAUUGACAAGCAGCUAAAGGGUUUUGUAAAGAUUGCCAGGUGGAGUGACUUGAACUAUUGGGCCCUGAAAACCACGACAGAGAAGACGCACAGAACAGUGCACAAGUACAUCAAGGAGUAUCAGGCUGUCUUGCGUCAGCCCGCCAAGAGCAUGCUGGGAGACAGAGGGGAUGAUCUUGUGGCACAGGCAGUGAAACAGAUGUCAGGUUUUGCCUUGGAAGAGCAGAUCACCUCAUUCACACAGGCCAUCACAAGCAGUCUGAGGUCUGCUCAAGUAUAUGAAUCUUGCAUGUUCAAGUUGCCGUCUGCUGUUAGCAGUGAUGUCUCCUUGCUGCUCCGAAUGCCGAGUCUCUUUAAAAAGAUGAAGAAACAUUUGAUCAAAUGUGUUGCUGAUAGCAGAGAUGUGAGGAUGAUAGUUGUGUUUGAUGAUUUUACUGGUGAACUUAUUCAAGAAGUACAUGAGUUACAGGGACUUCAAGUUAAUAUGAACGCUGAGAAGGACAAGCAGAAGUCUGAAGCCCGGUCCUUCAAUAUGAGAAAACGUAAAAGCUUAGCAGAUUUAUUCAAGAUCUUGUCUCAGAUUGGACUGUCGUAUCGCAAAGGAGUUACAGGAAAAGCUGGCCGUGGUUUCAACAGUGCCCUGGAACUGCCUCCUUUGAACCUUCAAGCUCACCCAGACUUAUUCUGGUUUCCCCAGGAGCUGACCAUGGCAGACAUUGAGAGGAUUCGAGGUUUCAUAGAACACUUCUCUCAACUGUUCAUAGAACAGCGUGGCAGGUUGUCUGCCCUUGCAUCCAGUUUCCUGGCACUCAA
Molecule: messenger RNA, 3446 nt
Organism: Candidula unifasciata
Lineage: Eukaryota; Metazoa; Mollusca; Gastropoda; Stylommatophora; Geomitridae
Source: the annotation of a GenBank genome assembly